Messenger RNA from Andrographis paniculata, 2050 nucleotides. RefSeq names its product protein GAMETOPHYTE DEFECTIVE 1. Gene Ontology annotation, molecular function: RNA binding. Gene Ontology annotation, cellular component: nucleolar ribonuclease P complex. The transcript has 6 exons. Bases 130 to 1833 code for a protein of 567 amino acids. The record is from RefSeq and is a predicted model, not a curated record. Lineage: Eukaryota; Viridiplantae; Streptophyta; Magnoliopsida; Lamiales; Acanthaceae. Gene Ontology annotation, biological process: tRNA processing.
CUUGAAUUUAAUCGUAGCCGUCGAUUUCAGCGAUCGACUCCACCGCAAAUACUCUGUCGCCGCCGCCGGCCGAUUACAACUGCUUUUGCUGGUCUCCCCGUUCCUCCGCCGCCGCGCCGCUGCCGUCGAAUGGGUUUCUUCGACUUGAACAUUCCGUAUCUUGAAUCCGACCGCCAUGUCACAGAUAAAUCCGCCCUUAAAGGCCGCCGCCUGAAGCUGGUCCUCAAAGCCAUGGAGCUCGGCUUCACCGGCGUCGCCUACAACCUCACUCUCCGAGGCGUCAUGUCCGAUUCCGAUCGCUGCUCGACAACGCUCUUCCCUCUCGCUAAACUCGGAGCUUCGUCCUCCUCGUCUUUCGUUGCCGCCGUCAAGUUCCAUCGCGAGCUUCUCAAUGUCCCCGUUUCCUCUCCUUUCCGGCAGUACACUCGACUCACUGUAAUCGUCGAUUCGCCUGCUCAAGCUUCAGCUCUCAAUUCCGGUAAUCCUGUCCUCAAGAGCUACGAUAUUGUGGCUGUUCGGCCGAUGAACCAAAACGCAUUCGAUCAGGCUUGCCAAACAUCGGAGGUGGAUAUGAUCGCCAUUGAAUUUUCAGAUAAAUUGCCAUUCAGGCUAAAGCAACCGAUGGUUAAAGCUGCCGUGAAGCGUGGGGUUUACUUUGAGAUCACAUACUCCGGCCUUAUUUCCGAUGCACAAUCGAGGCGGCAAAUUAUAGCUAAUUGCAAGCUACUUGUUGAUUGGACACGAGGGCAGAACCUAAUUAUCAGCAGUGCUGCUUCUUCCGCAACUGAACUUAGAGGACCUCACGAUGCUGCAAACUUGCUCUCUCUGGUUGGGCUCCCUAUAGAACGCGCAAAAGCAGCAAUAUCCAAAAAUUGUCGAUCUCUCCUAGCUAACACGUUAAAGAAAAGACGAUUUUACAAGGAGGCUAUUAAGGUUGAAAGAAUGCCGUCAGCUGGAGAAGUUAAAUUUUCACAAUCUGCAUUCGAUGAAUGGGAUCCUAUUUCUAGCGGCGAAGGAGAUCUUCUAUUGGAUGAGAUGGAAAAGUCUUUUGCAAUUUCCAACAGUGUCAAAGGAGUUUUGAAGACUGUCGACUUUUCCUCAAAUCUGAAUGGCUUGCCGGCACAUGGACUGCAGAUUAAGGAUCUAAUUGGUGUUAACACGUCGUUAGAACAAUCAACUACCGAUAACUCCAUACCUACACCUACUGCCAUGGAGAUUGUAGAGACUACUGCAAAGUCAUCAACGAGGAAUCCGAACAACUCGACUGAAUUGAAAGCCGAACUUAUGGCAUCUGAUGUUUCUGGAGGGAAUGAUAUAAGUGGCGAUAGCCAAGUUCGUACCAUUGACAUUAAUGCGCCUAUCACUGAUGAUCGAGCUUCAGAAAAAUUCCCUAAUGUCUCGUAUAAAUCUAGCUCCUCGGCAAAUGUGGGAAAUCAUCGUGAAGAUAGUAUUUAUGAAGUGGAAGCGGUUGCGCCGGGGAAUACUCAAAACAAGUUCGACAUUAAAAAUGAAGAAGGAAGAACCUUCACAGCACCUGAUACAUCUUCUCACGAAGUAUGCGUGGCUCGGGAGCAAUGUGGAACAAACAAUGAAGCAACUGACAUGAUCAUUGAUCGACCAUUGAAUCUGAAAGCAGAUUCUAGCGAGCAAAUCUUGCACGGUAUAAUUGAAGAUCGGAGUGGAACAGAUGUCACCUCUAAUUGUCGUCAAGGCUCUCGAAAAUUUCAUACUGGAAGAGACCGGAGAAAGAGAAGUUCAGCUCAUAAACCUUUCUUAUUUCCAUUCAAACUCGGGCUAUCGAAGAAGAAGACUCGAAAGUUGAAAAGACAAUAGCCGGUACGUAAGGUCAUAUACGAGAUUCAUUAUUUAUUUUUAUGACGUGGGAAUAGCGUAAACUUCCUACCGAACCUAAUACGGUUUGAAAUGAUACCAUGUAGUAAAAUGGCCUAAAUUGUUGGAAAAUAUGUGCAAGUCUUAUUAUUUUGUUUGCUAAAAUAGAUAUUUCAAUUGUUAGAAAUACAAUAAAAAAUUAAUUAUUAUUUAUUCAUGC